Molecule: messenger RNA, 5001 nt
Organism: Polyodon spathula (Mississippi paddlefish)
Lineage: Eukaryota; Metazoa; Chordata; Actinopteri; Acipenseriformes; Polyodontidae
Product: transcription factor Dp-2-like
Exons: 13
Coding region: 491-1837 (448 amino acids)
Biological process (GO): regulation of transcription by RNA polymerase II; regulation of cell cycle
Cellular component (GO): transcription regulator complex; nucleus
Molecular function (GO): DNA-binding transcription factor activity, RNA polymerase II-specific; RNA polymerase II transcription regulatory region sequence-specific DNA binding
Source: RefSeq, a predicted model, not a curated record
UUUUUUUUUUAAUGUAAACGUGUUUUGUAAAUAGGUUGGCUUGAAUUGAAGUUAAUUAGUAAGCGUCGUUGACUCAAGCUGCUGAAUUAUCCAGUUAUAGCGAAUGUAAUCACAAGUUAUAUUUAUUCAGUGUGCACACAAUUGAACAAAAUUGCGUUGAAUGUUUUGUUUUGUGAUUUAAUUUAAAAUAGUCUGGGUUAUAUUUGGGGGUUUAAUGUAAGUAUUCUUUAAAUGUUGUCAUAAAUGUGACGACGUUUAUCUUCUAAAUAUUAUAGCCUCAGUGUUAAGAAGUGUCUGACAAGCUUGUUAGAUUUUGGGUAACGUAGAUUUAUUGUAGAAUUGCGCAUUGAGAAAACGAAACGGUUUUGACAAGUUUUGGAAGUAACUUUCAACCUCGUGUCACCUGGUUCUUAUACAAUACAAAUGGAAAUAUCAAGCUUUUGAGACUUCAAUGUUUUGGUGCCAAAAGAGUGUUCUGUAGCUGCAUAAUAUGACACUCAAUAAGAUGGCAAAGACUGUUGGAAUAGCAAACAUCAAUGGAGACUUGAAAGCAUUUCUAGACCAGAACCAAACUCUUGCCAGAAGCAAUAUUUCAGUGGUUGCAGUCCCAGUUUCUUCUGAUUUGUACCCCUCAGCAAAGAUUACUUUAGCACCAAUAAACGUGAAUGUUGGACCCCAGAUGAUUAUAAGCACACCUCAACGAGUACAGAACUCGGGCAGCAUUCACAUUGGGAGUCCAUACACUCCCAAUUCAGCAAUGGUUACCCAGAGUCACAUAACAGAAGCAUCAGGGUGGGUUCCUGGGGUCAGAAAGCGGACUCAUGAAUUUAUAGAAUCUGAUUUUUCAGACGGUAGUAAAAGAAUGAAAAAGGUGGGCGAAAAGAAUGGAAAAGGACUGAGACAUUUUUCAAUGAAGGUGUGUGAAAAGGUGCAGAAAAAAGGAACCACUACGUACAACGAAGUGGCAGACGAACUUGUCGCUGAGUUCACCAACUCAGCAAGCCUUCUGGCUGCUGAUUCUCAGGUUUAUGAUCAGAAGAACAUUAGGCGCAGAGUUUAUGAUGCUUUGAAUGUACUCAUGGCUAUGAACAUUAUCUCAAAGGAGAAAAAAGAAAUAAAAUGGAUUGGGCUCCCUACAAAUUCUGCUCAGGAAUGUCAGAAUUUAGAGUUGGAAAAACAGAAAAGGAUGGAGAGAAUUAAACAGAAGCGGGCCCAGCUACAAGAACUGAUAUUACAGCAAAUAGCUUUUAAGAACUUGGUGCAACGAAAUGCGCGGUCUGAGGAGCAGAACCAGAGUCCUCCAUCACAAAACUCUGUGAUCCAGCUGCCUUUUAUCCUUCUCAACACCAGUGUGCGGACUGUCAUUGAUUGCAGCAUCUCUAGUGACAAGUGUGAAUACCUCUUUAAUUUUGACAACACGUUUGAGAUUCAUGAUGAUAUCGAGGUGCUUAAACGGAUGGGAAUGUCCUUUGGCUUGGAGUCUGGAAAAUGUUCCUCGGAGAAUCUGAAAAUUGCUAAAUCCUUAGUGCCAAAGUCUUUGGAAAGCUAUGUCACAGGCAUGACUGCUGGACUGUCCUGGUUAAAUCAAGAUCAGUUUACUUGUAAUUCAGAACCGACACUGACAACCUUGGUCACCAAAAGCACUGCCUCCAUAGCUCAUAUAAGCUCAAACCCAGAACUUUGUGCCGACACUGAAGUGGCCUUAACAACCGGACAGUGCCUGACCCACAGCAGCCAUCAUUCCAGUAGCACAACGACGUCCCAUUGCUCUGAGUCGCGCGGAGAGACGCCAUGCUCUUUCAACGAUGACGAUGAAGACUCCUCGUCUCCAGAAUAAUUAGAGAAGGUGACUGGGAAGAAGAAAUAAAGCUGCUUUUCUGGUUUAUUUUAAGCUGUUUGUCACCAUUCCCUGUUUUGUCUUCUUUUGAAAGCUGUGCGUUCACACUAUAGAUGAAAGGCUGCGGUUUGAUAAUGAAAGUAUUAAAGUGCAGUAUUUAGAAGGUAAGGACAUUAUCAGGGCAAGCAAAAACAAACUGCUCCUGUAGUUGGAGGACAGGGGUGGGAUGGGCAGAAGGGGACAAACCUAAGUAUAUCUGUGAAGGCUUAAAGCCGAUAUUCAUAUGUGGUAUACUUCUCAUAACUCCCCAUACAUUCAAAAUGAGAAAAAUUGUGCAGUCUUCUGUUUAGUUUGUAGUUGUAUAAGUAUUUUUUUAAAGGAACAUUUGCCUAACUAUCUUUUGACCUCUUAUUUCCGACCAAGAAUCUUUUUAUUUUAUGUUUUAUUUUUGUACUGAUUUAAUGCUGCUUUAUUGUUUGAUUUAUUGUGUCCUUCCUUAAAUGUUACAUAUUAUCUAACAAAAUAAAUAAAUAAACAAAGAAGCUAAGCAAAACCAAUAUAGAAUUAGGGGGGAAAUCACUCAAGAUCAAGAAUCCCAAACCAAGGACUUCAAACUUCCUUUUAAAAAGAAAGAAAAUCAACCAUUUGAAGAAAAAAAAAAAGGAUUUUAUUAAUAUCAUUAUAAUAAAUAUAAUAUUUACAGUAUUUUUCUUUUUGUUAUGAUUUGUGAAGUCAUAUAUUUUAUUUGUACUUGUCAGAUUAAUAAUAUUUGUGCUAUGUCUGUAGUUUGUGAAAAGAACCCUUUAGUUAUGCAGCUAUGAGUGAAACUACUUAAAAUAGAAAGGUGAAGCUUAAUCUGGAGGGGUUUUUGAAGUGCUGAUCCAGCUUGUGCUGUGCUCUCCUCUUCCUCCUCCCUGCUGUUCUUUUAUGCUGACUCCAGACCUUCCUGUACCCCAUUGCCUUUUCUUUUAACUAUUGAGCUGGCAACCAAUGCCCCCCCUCUGGUAUUUCCUGGUGGCUGCUGUUAGAUACAUCUUAUACUACCCCCCACCCCCCCACACACACAUACACCCCUUUUUUUUCCUUUUCCUUUUUUCUUUUGUUCCCUGUUAACUGUUUAAGAUCAGAAGCUUUUCUCUGAAACAGUGCCCAGAUUGGCUGUUUUUCAAAAUGCAAGUAUGACUGUACCUGCUGCUGCUGCUGCAAAAAAAGUGUGAUGUGAUGCUAUUUUUGUAUUUAGCACAUUUAUACACAGUAAUAAGUACACCUCUUUACCUUCAUAGUCUUUAUAAAUUACAUUUUUACAUGUUGACCUGAAAUGUGAAAAAAAACCAAAACAAAAAACAGAACAAUAAUAAGUUCUCUGCAGUAAUAUGGCACAGAAGUUUCUUUUUUGAAACCUCAUUUUGGAUUAAUUUGUUAUAUUUUUAAUGUAUUGUUUUCUGUAAAAUGUAAUUAGGUAUUCAAAACAAUGUGUUAUGUCAUAUUUAAAACAGUGAUCCCAUGGGAACCCAUUCAGUGGUAGUUGUGUGACAGUGCAUUAUUGGACUUUAAAGGAAUGGAGUUCUAAGUGUCUACUUUUACUGAUAUUGUUGCCAGCCAAUGGACUGCUUCUUGCUAAUAGAGCUGAGGUGCCCAAUUCUGGUCCUGGUUUAAUAUAUACAAUUAAACAAGUAAAUACUUUAGGGCUUGGAUGGAGUUUUAAUUGGUCUAGCUUACAUGAAAAAAGAUGACUGGAACAGCUGCACAGGAAGGUUUUCGAACCUGAGGGGUAAAAGAGGGUUUUCUUCCAAAGAAUUUUAAUUUUAAUUUUAAUGAACUCUGCAGAAUGGUGACACUAGUAGGAAAAACAAUCUUCAUUGUCUUAAUUUGUAAAUAGUAGCUUUUUUUUUGUUUGUUUUUUUUUCUCACUAUUUUUAUACUAUGUUAAUAAAAGCUGUACUGUAUUUAAUUAAUCCGAGUUGUGUUGUGCUACAGGUGGGAUUUCUGAAGUGCAUACACAGGUAGCUAGACAAGGGCUUUGUAUCGUAUGUGCUUACUGUUUUUUUUUUUUUUUUUUGUUUGUUUUGUUUUUUGUAUCCUGGCGGCCUUGAUACAGGUUGCGGACAGCUGCAAAGUUUUUUUUGCAGGUUCAUGUGGUUUUCUUCAGAAAGAGGACACUUGUAGAAAAAAAUAUAUAAAAUAAAAGUUAAAAAGACACUGUGGUUGUUAGUAGUUAAACAUUUACCAAACUACUAGGAUAAUCCAGUGGGCCUCCUGCUUUCCUUUGUGAGUGAGUAUGUUUCCCCACUUGAAAGAUCCAGACAUCAACUUGGUUCUCCUUUUGUACCAUUGAUUACCUCCCAGGUAUGAAGUAUAUUGUAUGUUAACAUAUUAUUAUAAUAUUUUUGUAUAUGAUAUUAAAGUUACAUUUCUUCUGUGGGCUGUUAAAUUAGUCUAGUUUUUCUGCUUUCCACCAAGCAAUGACAGCCUAGGUACGUAGAGACCUAUUUUAAUUAACUACAUGGGGGCAAGGCUGGAUGAUGAAUGUAGCAACAAACGGUAAUAAUGGCCCAACAUACUGUACGAAAUUAGUCCAAAUUAAAAUGUUGCAGAUUUAAGGGUCUCCCCCAGUUUGUAAUAUAUGUUACAAUAUUCAGUUCAAGAACACUUAUAGUUGAGGAGGAGGAAUGAGGGGAAUUUGUAUUUCAACAUGCGCAGGUGUUCUUAUAGCCUCUUUGUUGCAGAAUAUAUAUAUAGAUAAUUGGUAAGAAACACUUCAGAAUAUCUCAAGCAUGAACAGACUAGGAUGUCGGGUGUUUUGAGAUAAUCAAACUGGAAGGUGAAUAAUUCAUUUUCUGACUAUGCAAUAACAGGUUAUGUAAUUUUAUUGCUCUGUGGCAAUGGGCAGUGCAGUACUGGUCAAACCAAAUGAUUGCAUUUGGUUGGCAGUAUCAGUGUCUGAAAAUGUAAGAUUUUGAGACUAGUUAUGACACAUUAUUUGCAGUGCAACUCGAACAUCUUUUACUGGGGCAUUCCUAAUCUCUGUGAAUCAUGCAGUAGGGCUCAUGAGUGGUGCAUCCAGGAAAGGCGCUCUGCGCGAGUGCAGGAUACGCCCUCUAGCCUGGAUGUCGCCGGUUCGAGCAUGGGCUAUUCUACAGCUGACAGGUGGGAGGGAGGGACUA